Molecule: messenger RNA, 1359 nt
Organism: Trematosphaeria pertusa
Lineage: Eukaryota; Fungi; Ascomycota; Dothideomycetes; Pleosporales; Trematosphaeriaceae
Exons: 3
Coding region: 1-1359 (452 amino acids)
Source: RefSeq, a predicted model, not a curated record
AUGUCGCCCAACCUACAGUUCGAUUCCGACUGGCGUAUCCAGCGCUUCAAGGACGACCUACAGGAGCUUCACAACAUGUCCAUCCUAAAGGAAAACCUUGUUCAACUAGAUGUAUGGUCUGCGAGACCUGCACUUCCCCCCAAACCCGAGCCUUCGCAUGAGCGCGAUCCCUAUGAUGAGCAGGAGCCCUUUCUGAAUCCUUACAAUAUUUAUACUACACAAGGCCUUUUCUGCACCAUAUACAAGACGGUUCGCAGCCAUCACUCCGAAUCCAUGUGGCGCCGGCUCCCGAAAUCAUUGAAGCACCCUUUCUUCCGCGCGUCCAAAGCUGGCUAUAAAGUCCGCGAGCUCACUUAUUUCGGCAUCACCGCCUGGGAGUCAUUCCCACAGAUCCGGCAAGACUACUUCCUGCGCUCCCUCCAUGAUGUCCUGGCUACUGGUUUUCCUAUGAAGCUAAUUUCCUCCGCACUGAAGUUGAAUGAAAGACUGAGGAAGGAGCUGCGGUUCAAUGAGCCGGAUCUCGACUUUGCGGCAUUUGAGCGCUUCGUACACGCUUGGGGUGGGAUCGGACGCUCCGCGGAUAAGCCGGCGUUGGAGAAGAGUUUGACGGCUUUGCUGGGGUUGGUGGGCGGAGAAAAAGGAAUGCAUCCAGCGCACAAAGAGCAUACCCCGCUAGCAUUCACGACCGUCUUGGGGAAAGGAAAAUAUCGCUGCACGCCCGCCCUUCUUCUCAAUGUCACAGACGCAUAUGGUCUCGCCCCACGCGUUGCGGUCUUCGAUUUGCCGGAACAGUACAUGAACCAAGGGCUGAAGCAAUUUGAGGCUCUGUACGCGCUUGCUAACGGCGCGGGUCAUCCCAAACGCGAGAAAUACCAUGUCACAGCGAUAUUCCGCGUCAAUUCCCGCGCCAGCGUCCGCAUCCUAACCGCCUUCUUUACCCCGUCCUGGCUGCACUACACGAGCUCCUCCAGCGAAGUUGUAAGAGCGCACGCGCCUCCUAUCGACGGCCGGUGCAUUCUGCCGCCCGACGCUACGUGCCACAUCACGUAUACACCAUGGAUCCCGCUCUUCCCGCAACACCAUGAUAUCCAGCAGUGGAAAACGGAGCGCAAGGACAAGAUCACGGAUCCCGACUUAAAAACCAACCAGGAUAAGUGCUUGAUGCCGAGCACCGCGCAGGAGAGAGAGGGACAUAUUAGGCUUUUGGGGGCGUUACUAGGGCCUUUUAGUGAGGCGUUGGGAGACAUGUGGAGGGGGAAAGGGGGAGCGCAGGCGUUCAUCUGUGAGCAGGUUAUAGGGAUAGCGGAGGAGAAGUUGAGGAUGGAGGAGGGGAGUGAGGAAGGAGAGGAUAGUGAGUGA